UCAAAACUGGCGAACUCAUAUGGCUGCUUCUACACCUAGAAAGUUUUUUAGUUUUAUUAGAUAUACACCGAGAACAAAGAAAUUUAUCUGUUUAUUGUGUGGAAAUAAAACUGAGGAUAGUAAUUUAAGAAGAAAGUUAUUUCAAGGAUCAUCUAAAACAUAAUAUUGUGUAUUAAUUGAAAGAUACUUGCACAUAGACAUAAAUCCAGAGACCCAUACAGAUACAGUGUGCCGCAAAUGUGCAAGAGAACUUAAUAAAGUGAAUGAAACUAUUUUAAAACUCAAGUCUAAUUAUGAGCGAACAAUAAGUAGCCUUUUAGAAUCUCAUGGACAGGAAACAUCAAAGAGGUUAGCAGCACUUGAGCCAGAAACAUCUGUGAAGAAACGAAAUUUGUUUCCAGGUGAAUAUCAAACUGUAUCUGAAGAUAUUGACCAAUAUUUUCAACCUUUCUCUGAAAAUGAUGACUACAAGGAAAACAAAGAUUCCUCUCAACACCAUGCAGCGAAGCUCGUCCAGUUAUUAGAAUGUGGAAAUAUAAAGGAAUUUUCAGAAAAAUUAAUCGAAAUUCCGAAUCUCCUUGAAUGUCUAAAACAUAAAAUUUACCAAAUACUUCAAUCUGAAAUAAGAAAUAUUGUUUCAAAGAGUUUCAAUUCUGUUCUUAGAAGAAAAGAUAAGGAGGCUGUACUAUCAUUUUCCUUAGAAAAAGUUUUGAAGGAAUGGCAGAAAGAAGCCCCAGUAUUCCUGGAAAUUCUGGAAACAAUAGUGUCAAAUCCAUCACAAACGAGAAACAAGUGUAAAAAAGAUGACGCUUUACUGCCAGGUAUUGUGUCAGUGGGAUCAAAGUUACUGAGCAUCCAUAAUCAAGAGCUUAGUCUCUUUCAACACAUUAAUAGCAUCAUAUUGCUGAAAGGAGGUUGUAAAAAGUCUGCUUUUCGAAGGUUAAAUUCUACUUUCGAUUGCUUGUCUUAUCCAGCAACUUUAGCUUUAGCAGAUCGCUAUGGAGCAGACUGGGAUCGAGAUAUUAGAAGUUGGCAAGUCGCUGUUGAACAAGAUAGAGAAACUGAAGAUCAAUUGAUGAAUAGUGUGCAUGUUUAUGAAGAAUUAGUAUCAGUGCACCAGGAUGCCGAUGGAGACCCUGAGUUCACACUUGCAUUAGCUAGUGCCAGACAAGAUCUACAGCAACAUCGAAAAAACAUGCACCCUGGAUACUAUUUUGUUGGUGACAAUGUAGAUCUGAGAACAAAAGUUAGGAGUAUGACAAUUACCAACCAAAACAAAGAUCAGCACAUGUUCCAGAUCUGUGCCUAUGAAAAUCGAGUUUCUGGAAACCAUCUCGAUAACAGUAGACCCAAGACAAAUAUUGACACAUACAAUUUCAAGCACCUGAUACCUAGUGAACAUGAGAAGAAAUGUCUUUUAUCUGAAACAACUUUCUUAGUGGCACAGCAAUGGUCAAAGUUCAUUUCUCAUUUUUUGCCGUACAUCAAUGUCCUGCCAAAAUACAUCAGUCACGAGUAUCUCAAAGAAAUGAAAUCUCGGACCAACAGGAUUAACCUUGGAGUACUUAUGAAAUGUGAGCAGUACAAUGAGGAUAUGACAGAUAUUUGUGAAUUUCUUCACACUUUCAUUCCUGGACAUGAAACAAAUGAUGACUGGCAAAAGAAACCUGACAAAGUAUUGAGUGGGGGUGACUAUCUCACAUUUGAGCGCCAUAAGCAAGCCCAAUCAUCGAAACGAAAUGGUCGCACCCCCUCUAAGCGUUUGCAGGGCUUAAUUCCGAAAAUGGAAGAGUUUCAUAACCAAGCUGAAUUGCUAAAGGUAACAUGUUCUCAACUAUACAACACCAGCUCUGCCCGCAACCAGGGAACUUUGUAUGCAGCAAGAAAUACUUUGAACUCUAGGAAUGUCACUCAACAAUCGUCUCAGGAUUUUUAUGCUUGUUCUGACCUGGUAGAAAAAGUUACAACAGCCUACAUAGUGACUGGAGGUCUUCAAUACUUUGGAAUGGAUUCCCUGAACUCAGUCCCAACAAAAAAUAUAUAUAACGGGGCAAUUGGUGACAAGAAAGAGAUGUAUGAAUAUAUUUUAGUCCAUGCAUCUGAAUUUGCAAAGCGGUUCUGUGUUCCUGAUACACCACUUUUGCCAGAGUAUGGUCCCCAAUCAAAUUCUUUGAUAUGUCGUUACUGCAACAAGGAAUACAAGCGACCCAAAUCACUACGAAAGCACGAGGCCAAGGUUCAUGGUCACCCAGAUCCUUUGUAUGGAGAUACCGGUAUUACAGAAAUUACGACACAGACCUCAGAGGAUGGGGUAUUCAACUAUACACGGUUAAUGUUGAAUUUGGGACUACUGAGAAUGAACCACAAUGAUGCCAUUCGUAUGGGAGAUGGUGAGCAUAUCAUGCGAAUAAAUCAGUUUCUUGUUCUGUUUUACAAAGCUUGCAACUGUCCGAAGUAUGCUUAUGGGCUUUUAGAGACAAUAGCUCAGACAAAGGUGCUUUUGACUGAAAGAAUGGCUCAUAGAUUAAUAUGGAAUCGAACUGUCAAUCACAGAGGGGAAUGGGAUUCAAAUCAUCCCAAUGAUUUGGACAUAGAACACUGCAACAAAGUUUUCAAGGACGAAGCACAUAGUUUCAGAGGUACUUUUACAGAGAAAACAGUGUCCAGAGUAAGCCGAAGUGCACUUUCAUUACAAUCUGUUGUACAGUGCUUUGAUACAAACUGUCAUGUGAAAAAAGCAACAUCUAAACACACAGCAGCAGAUUUCACUGAGGAUAUUUUGAAAUUAGUUGAACAGUAUCAAAAACUUGACCUUUUUUCAAUAAUACCUGGAAGACAACAUGAUCCUUCAUUUCAAAAGUCAAAAAUUCCCCUUUUCCAACUAGAUAUGGAUGGUGUGCGCAACUGGAUAUCAGCUUCGCUUUCAGAUUAUAAAAGGAAACAUUUUUAUGGAUAAAACUUUUUAA
Molecule: messenger RNA, 2966 nt
Organism: Saccostrea echinata
Lineage: Eukaryota; Metazoa; Mollusca; Bivalvia; Ostreida; Ostreidae
Exons: 4
Coding region: 1076-2956 (626 amino acids)
Source: RefSeq, a predicted model, not a curated record